This is a messenger RNA of Parasteatoda tepidariorum (common house spider), 1346 nucleotides long. RefSeq lists its product as uncharacterized. The record is from RefSeq and is a predicted model, not a curated record. NCBI's taxonomy places the organism in Eukaryota, Metazoa, Arthropoda, Arachnida, Araneae, Theridiidae.
UUCCAUCAAGAGAAUGAAUAAAAUUUAGAGGCGCCACGGAUGUGACUCCCCCGCAAAACUUUCUCCUCUAAUAAAUAUAGAGACACACUUAGUUUAUUCAGUUUUUCAUUCGGUUAGCUUCUUUCAUAUUGCACCUGUUGAUGGUAACUGGUUGUUUUUUAAAACUUGUCCUCCAUCAGAAGAAUGCUUCUUUUCCUACCGACAGUCUUUUUCUUUUUUGUCAAAGUGGAAUCGUCUAUUUCUAAUUAUGAACCUUUUAAUCUAGCGAAUCCACUUUCUCAUACAGAAAAUAAGAUCACACCGAUCGAAACUUCAAACAGAAAAUCGUUACAGAGCAAUCGAGUGAUUGAAUGUGACAUGAAAGAUAUCUUUAAUAUAAUAGGCUUGAGUGAAAUACAGGAACUGAUUGAAUUUCUUGCAGCGAGGAAAGGAACCACUUCUUUCUCAAUAGUAAGAAUGCUUCAAAAAAGAAUGAAAAUUAAAGAGGAAAUGGAAGAGAAUAUGUUUAAUACGAUUGAGAGAGUACCUAUGCCAGAAAUGAUAAGCGCAGAUCCACCUCUACGUCCAAAUGAUGCAAUUUACUCCUUACCUUCUCAAACAACAAAUAUUCAUGAAGAUGACGUUGUCAUCAUUCCAGUUGCUCAAAAUACUUUACCCAACAGAUUAUUAAAAGCAGAUUUCUUAGCAAGAAAUCAGGAGCCUAGAAUUCCGCCUGUGGUCCCGUUUCCUAUACCACCAGUAAAGAAUAAUCAAGUACGAUCAUUAUUUGCAGCAACUGUUCGUGUAAAUACCAAUGAUUCAUUAAAUUCUCUUACACGAGAUAUAAUAAUUACCGUAUCUCCUCUGAUGACUCUUAUUGAAGCAUUAAGACAGGCUGAAAUAAAGUACCAGAACAUUCUUGGUUUGAAUCAUGAAACAGAUGUGUUUACUUUCUCUCAUUCAUCAAUUAUGAAUUGCUACAUGGUCAACCAAAUUAGCGGUAUGGUUAAUAAUGAAGAACAUGCUUGGCAAGUGACUAUAACAGAUCGAGAGAGUCAGGUGAUCUACAGUAAUUUUUGUCUUCCAAGUGGCCGAGAUGCUUUUGUGAAACCAGGAACUUUGAUAUCUUUAUCAUAUGUUCCCCUUUAAUCUUCAUCAAUUAUUUAUUUCAUCGAGUUUUUAUUUAUUUAAAAAAAACUUUGUCGACACAAAGCACUUAUUGUGACUUGCUCAUCAAAACUGAACCUUUAGACUAAAAUGACCAAUUAUUCAUCUCUUUUCAACAUUCAUUGGAUUUAACUAUUUUAAUUUUUUUUUGUAUUGUUGAUUUUGGAUGUAAAUAUUAUUAAAGAUCACUAAAAGUUAAA